GACGCGGAGCCGGCGUCCACCGAGUCAACCGAACGAACCCAAGCCCAGCGGUGGGAGUAGUGGCGCGGUGACUGGCGAGGCGAGUGCCGCAGUUCCUAACUCCGGUGGGCGCGCUCCCACCGCCGGACGGCUCAAAACCCGCCCUCCGCCUCCCGCGCUCCAGUCGAGAACGGUGCGUGGUGCCGCCUGGAGGAAGCAGCCCGGUCGCUGAGCCCGGCCCUCCGGACGUGACGUGCUGGUUGGGUAUCGCCGGAUAAGCGGGAAAGUCCACUGUGACAGGACGCCACCGGGUUUGGGGCAAUGUUCUCCUUGUUCUAUGGCCUAUGGAAGUAUGUGUUCACCAAGGACGAGUUCCGUGUUCUUAUUCUUGGUGUUGACAAAGCUGGCAAGACGACUUUGCUGGAGAAGUUGAAAUCGAUGUAUCUGAAGGGGGAAGGACUUCCACCUGAUCGUGUGGUUCCAACGGUUGGACUAAACAUUGGACGCAUUGAAGAUGCAAAGGCAAAACUUGUUUUCUGGGAUCUGGGUGGUCAGGUUGGUCUACGAACAAUCUGGGAGAAAUACUAUGAAGAGGCUCAUGCCAUAAUGUAUGUUAUUGAUGCUGCCACUGCAUCUUCAUUUGAAGAUUCCAAAUCUGCUCUUGAGAAGGUUAUCCACCAUGAGCAUCUGAGAGGAGCACCACUCCUGAUAGUUGCAAACAAACAGGAUUUACCUGGGGCCAUUGAUGAUGAAGAAUUGGCUAAAUUUCUGCAUCAAGAACUGGAUGAGAGGCCAUAUACAUUUCAGGCUGUAUCUGCAUAUGAUGGGAGGGGGAUCAAAUCUGGCAUAGACUGGCUGGUGGAACAAAUGGAAAAAAGCAAACGUACCGAGACACUGCAGGCUCGUGCUGGUGUACCUGGACAAAUUUAGAUUGGUAAGCUUGCAGCUGCGAUCAGAUGAUUUUGUUCAAGGGCAAAGCAUUGGAUAGGAGGGCUUCCUUUGUAUCGCAUAAGCAGUCAUUUGCUGCCUUCCGUGAUUACAAGGAUUAUCGUUCCAGACCGCCCACGGUGCUGCAAGAAAUGUUUGGGUGGUUACUCCUGCGGUGAUGGUGAGGCGAUUCGUUUGGUCUUAUUGAGUUGGCAUUCAUAUGUACCUAAAGAUUGCGAGCAUACAUGUAUAUAUGAUGCUUUUCAAUUUUCAUAUUAGACUAGUAGCGUCAAUACAGAGGAUCAAAGAGAGCCAUGUACUUAUGCCAUGUUCUUUGUAAGUGAUAAGAAAAAAGGGGAAACAAUUGAGCAAAGAAGGAAUUACUACAUCCCAAAUUGCUA
Molecule: messenger RNA, 1307 nt
Organism: Sorghum bicolor (sorghum)
Lineage: Eukaryota; Viridiplantae; Streptophyta; Magnoliopsida; Poales; Poaceae
Product: ADP-ribosylation factor-related protein 1
Exons: 7
Coding region: 301-909 (202 amino acids)
Biological process (GO): intracellular protein transport; Golgi to plasma membrane protein transport; protein localization to organelle
Cellular component (GO): Golgi apparatus
Molecular function (GO): GTPase activity; GTP binding
Source: RefSeq, a predicted model, not a curated record